This is a messenger RNA of Carassius carassius (crucian carp), 1165 nucleotides long. Its product is annotated as transmembrane 4 L6 family member 5. The transcript is spliced from 6 exons. The record is from RefSeq and is a predicted model, not a curated record. Lineage: Eukaryota; Metazoa; Chordata; Actinopteri; Cypriniformes; Cyprinidae. The coding region runs from base 127 to 735 and encodes 202 amino acids. Gene Ontology annotation, cellular component: membrane.
GAAACACUCAGCUGUAUUUAAGCAGGAAACGUUCCUCAUCCUGGAAUCAUCAAAGACUCACGGCUCAAGACUCUUGUGAGCUUUCCUCACAGCACCUGCUCUCUCGAGGAUCGCUGGGAAGCUGAGAUGUGCACCGGUCACUGCUCCAGGUCUGUGGGAAUGGCUCUGAUCCCUACAGCCAUCGUCUGCAUGCUGGCAAAUGCACUGCUGCUGUUUCCUGACCUGAAGUAUCAGUACCUGACAGAGGGUCAUGUGACCAGAGAGGCCAUGUGGUGCUCUGGGAUCUGGGCAUCAGGGCUUCUGGUGCUUGUGGCGGCGCGAGGCUUUACGACACACUACGAAAUGAAUCGAUGCUGUUAUUUUACUGUUGAGGUUUUGCGUAAGAUGGGCUACGCAUGUUUGGCCAUUCUGGGAGCUGGCGUGUGUUUCGUGGCGAGCGGGACGGGGCUGGCUCUGGGACCCCUCUGUUUACACAACAGCACUGACGGUCUGGAGUGGGGACGGCCUUUAAAACAAGUCAAAACUGGAGAGAAGCUCUACCUCUACACUCCGGAGCGGUGGUCGUCCGCCUGUGUUGAUCCUCGAGGGGUUGUGAUCUGGAAUAUGGUUCUUUUCUCCGUCCUCAUGGCAGCAAGUGGCCUUGAGCUGGUUUUCUGCGUUCUUCAUCUCCUCGCCGCCUUACUGGAGUUCAUGUGUGGACCGAGAGUCUGCAAGAAUAAGGUUGUUCCUGCUUAAAAUGAGGUUCUGUUAUUUUCAUCUCCAUGUGAGAAUGAGAACGCCAUUUUUGGGUUAAACAGUCAGCUCUGACUGCUCAACUUAUUUUAAACAGAGAGGAAAAAAUAGAAAUGGGAAGUGGAUGAGGAAAGCCAGUUUUCAGGUCCCUGAAGUGUCAUCUCGUCGCACACGUCCAGUCUUCCUGUAGUUCAGAUGCUUGAGAGUGACACUAGUGAUGGGAAACUCUGUAUCCCAGAAACCCUUGAAUAGAUUAAACACUCUGAAUAACCUACUAAACUCACACAUACAAAUAAGCUGUUUUGUAAGAAUUUAAAAUAUUCUUUAUUGUAAUAUAUAUUCAGAAUGCACUUUGGUAUGUAUGCACUGUAUAGUCAUGCGUGUAAUUUAAUGUAUGAUGUAUGUAUGUGAUAAAAUACUGGGAUGAGGAAAU